Messenger RNA from Paramecium sonneborni, 2146 nucleotides. NCBI's taxonomy places the organism in Eukaryota, Ciliophora, Oligohymenophorea, Peniculida, Parameciidae. The record is from the annotation of a GenBank genome assembly.
AUGUCUUAAGAUUAAGAAUUACUUACUAAGAUCAAAACUCUAGAAGAAAACAUUUAAAGUAGACAUCGACAAAUUGUUUAACUCACUGAUCAAGUCGAAGAAUUAUAAAGAGCUAUUUAAAAUAAUUCUGAAGUAUUUUAUAACUUCUAUAUUCAAUAGGUAGUUGAACUUAAUGAAAAAGUAAGAAUGCUUGAAUCUUAGAAUGUUAAACUUAUUGAAAAGAAUUAAAAUGAUGUUGUUGAAUGGAGAUCUAAAGAACGAGACUUCAAUGUAUAAAUCUUAUAUUUCAAAAUAUAGAAUCAAUUACAAGCAUUACAACGUAAAUUAGGUGAAGUUGAAUCUGAACUUACUGAGACUAAAGAAUUAAACAAACAAUUAAUUAACAAAUCAAGUGAAUCUUCUGAUCAAUAAUCACAGUUACAACAAAUUACAUCACAUUAUGAACAUCUUUUAACUGAAAGGGAUUUACAUAUCAAAUAACGUGAUGCUAAAAUUGCUGAAUAAGAUCUUAUUAUCAUUAAUUUAUAAAAAGAUUUAGCUCUUAUUUCUGAAAGAGAAUAGGCAUCUCGAAUCAUUCAAGAAUAAUUAAAUGAAUAACUUAAAAUUUUAGAAAAAAGAAAUAUUGAAUAUUCAUCAUAAAAUCAAAAAUUAGAUAUCAUGGCAGAUUAAAUCAAAUCACUUACUUUAUUAAAAGAUUAAUUAUAGAAUGAAAAUUCUACCCUUCAAUCUUAAUUAUAAGAAUUGACAUCUAAUAACUCUCAUUACUAAGUUUAAUUAUCAGAAUUACAAAAUAAAACUAAUAGAGAAGAAAAACUAAUCAUUGAAUUGUAAAAUACUCUAAAAGAUUCUUAAAAAGAAUAUAAAGAAGAAAUGACUAAAAUUAUGACCAUUAUAGAAAAAAUGAAAGAAAAAGUAAAUAAUAUAUAAUUAUCUAAGCAUUCUCAUGAAUAAGAAUAAUACAAAUUAAGAAUGCAUGAAAGAGAUGAUAUUUUAAAGGAAGCAAAAAAAUAAUUUGAAUUAACUACUAAAUAAUUUGAAAAGUAUUUUAUAUGUAAUUUUAUUCUAGAGAAAAUACUACUUUGAUUACUUAAAUUUAAUAAGCAUCUAAAUAAUAAGCAGAUCUUUUAAAGAAAAUUUCAGAUUUAGAAUUUAAACUUAGAGAACUUGAAUCCAAACUUUAAGAAAGUAAUCGUUAAUAUAUUAAAUAACUUGAACACUCUAAAUCCCUUGAUAUUGAAGUAAGUAAUACUAAAAUAUUUAGCUCAAAAAAACAAUCACUAAUUCUUAAAAAUUAUAAGAAUAAAUUAUUUUGAAAGAUGAAGAAAUGUAAAAAACUAAAUAAUUUUAACUUAAAUUACUUCAAGAAAAUUAAGAUUUAAAAUUAAAAUUAGAUAACUAUGCUUAAAUCAAUUCAAAAAGUAAAUCAAAUGAAUUAUAGAAUCUAAAAAACUAAUUAUCAGAAAAAGAUCAAGAAUUAGAAUUGUUAAGAUAACAAUAAAAAUCAUUAGCAACUCAAUUAAAAACUAGCUAAGGUUAUGUAACUAGAUUUAAAACUAGAGUUAAAUAAUUAGAAAUGGAUAAUACAGAAUUAUUAAAAUCUAAAAAUAACUUAGAAACACUAUUCCAAGAAAUCCUAGACUAAACUAAAUAAAAAUAAAAUAUUAAAAAUUUAUCUGCUCUUUCAAAUAAUCCUACUAAAUAUUAAAUGAAUCUUUUAUCCUAAAGAAAAAACUAUUUGCAAGAAAAUACAUCCACUCAUUCCUAAGAAAAUAGAUCAUCAAGUUAAAAGUCAAACAAUACAACUCCAAAUAAAGUUGCUAAAUCAGGUGAUGUUUCUUUUAAAAGACCUAUUCAAGUUAGUGGACAUAAAAAAUCAACUCAUUCAGGUUCUUAGGAAAAUAUUACUAUCAAAGAAUAAAAUGAACUUAAUGAAAUUAAAGAAUUAGAUGAAAGCUUAUAAUAAUAAACUAAACCAUAACCCUAAGAUCAUUCUUAAUAAGAAAUCAAAUAAGUUGAUAAUAUAGAAGAUACCUAGAAAGUAAUCGAAAAUAAAGAACCUCAUGAACAAUAAAUUGUAAAUGAACAAGAUAAUAAUAAUAAUGAAGAAGUUGAAGAUUUCCUUGAUGAAUAAAAUGAUCUUGAGUGA